UUUCCUUCAUUUUUAGUCAAGGUGCGGUUGGAGCCCCACCUCUCGAAUGACAACAGCCAACUAAUCCAUCGCAAAGUGUUGAAGUCGUAUGCAGACCCAAGUCUUCGAUUGUAAAUUUGUAACUUUUCUGCACGUCUAAUUCGAUUGGAUCUAUAACUUGGCUAUGCCAUAUCUAAGUUCGAAAGGAUAAGGAAGUUGGAGAGGAACCAGAGAAGAUGGCCCAAGCAGAUUGCAAUUCCAGCAGGGACAACAGAUGGCUACUCCAAGGAAUGACAGCUCUUGUCACCGGUGGAAGUAAGGGACUCGGGCAUGCUAUUGUGGAGGAAUUGGCAGGGCUAGGUGCCACCAUCCAUACAUGUGCGAGGACUGAGUCUGUGCUCAAUGAAUGCUUACAGGAAUGGAAGAUGAAGGGUUUCAAAGUCACGGGUUCGGUUUGCGAUGUUUCCUCUAGAACUGAACGAGAGAAGUUAAUGAGCACGGUCUCCUCUCAGUUCGAUGGGAAACUUAAUAUCCUUGUCAACAACGUUGGGAUACUAUAUUUUCAGAGGACCCUUGACGUCACUCCCGAAGAUAUCUCACUUUACCUGAGUACCAACUUCGAAUCUGCCUAUCAUCUGUGCCAACUUGCACAUCCUCUUUUGAAAAACUCAGGAGCAGGAAACAUCGUCUUUAUGUCUUCUGUUUCUGGUGUGGUAUCAGUGAGUGUUAGCCUAUAUGGAGCAACUAAAGGAGCAAUAAACCAACUUACAAAGAACUUGGCAUGCGAGUGGGCGAAAGACAAUAUAAGGGCUAACUCCGUUGCGCCAUGGUUAAUCAGAACUCCACUUGUUGAGCGUGAUCUGGAGAAUGAAUUGUUUUUGAAGGCUGUUGAGGCCCGCACUCCAAUGGGACGACUCGGAGAGCCGAAGGAAGUGUCUUCUUUGGUGGCAUUUCUAUGCAUGCCUGCAGCCUCUUAUAUAACAGGACAAGUCAUUUGUGUUGAUGGAGGAUUUACUGUGAAUGGUCUCACUUUGUAAACUUGAAUUAGAACCAUUUCGUGAGGGAUGUGGACGAUGGACGGUCCGUCGUAUUUCCUUGCUAUUACCAUAUGCAUGUAUUUAAGUCUCUUAUGCUGGUUGUAUUUGGGUCUUGAGAAAUAAAGAAGAAGUCAGUUUUUUUCCA
Molecule: messenger RNA, 1161 nt
Organism: Populus nigra (black poplar)
Lineage: Eukaryota; Viridiplantae; Streptophyta; Magnoliopsida; Malpighiales; Salicaceae
Product: tropinone reductase homolog At1g07450-like
Exons: 5
Coding region: 216-1016 (266 amino acids)
Molecular function (GO): oxidoreductase activity
Source: RefSeq, a predicted model, not a curated record